Anguilla anguilla (European eel) is the source of this 1895-nucleotide messenger RNA. RefSeq names its product parathyroid hormone 4 (gene pth4). The transcript has 3 exons. Gene Ontology annotation, biological process: adenylate cyclase-activating G protein-coupled receptor signaling pathway; regulation of chondrocyte differentiation; osteoblast development. Gene Ontology annotation, cellular component: extracellular region. The coding region runs from base 570 to 944 and encodes 124 amino acids. Lineage: Eukaryota; Metazoa; Chordata; Actinopteri; Anguilliformes; Anguillidae. Gene Ontology annotation, molecular function: peptide hormone receptor binding; hormone activity. The record is from RefSeq and is a predicted model, not a curated record.
AAUGGUUGUAAGCUAGAAGAUAAAUUCAACAAUGAAACAACAAUCUGGGGAUGCUGGAAGACUGUGCUGAAUAAGUUAAUUGGCUAUUAUUACUCAAAUCCGACUCAGCUAAUUCUUUGCACGACACGUAAUGACAAUGUUUGAAUGACGCACAAUUCUUAGACAAUAAUAAUAAAGGCCUACAGAAUUUGGAUGAGGCAUACUCUAUUAAUUUCAAACUAAAUUGGGAGCUUUACUGACCUUGCGGUCAAAUUAGCAUCGAUGUGAAAUAACUGAACAUUAACGCCUUCCGUUGACGAAGAAUCCAGUUUGCCUGAUAAAAAAAAGUAUCCGUGAAUGACAAUGCCUUUUUUUUGUUUGAGUUGGACUAAACGGCCUAUUCGAGUUUGAAAAGCUGGUGCAAUCGUAUGGUUGGGUAUAUAAAGCAGCUGGUCACUGAACAUGAAUUCACUUCAGCGUACAGCAGCAGUGGGAUAGCACAACUACUUGUUCACCCCAGGCCGAAGGAGGACAGUGUGAGUAGACUUAUCUGAUGAUAUUGCAGAAGGUCCCCAAUUAAGUCACAGACGAUGCUUGUGUCACAAAAACACCUCCAGUCCAUGGCUGUUAUGGUCAUCAUUAUAUUUUCGUUUGCCUGGUGUCAGGAGAAUGAGAGGCGGGCCGUGACAGAACACCAGCUGAUGCACGACCGCGGUCGGGCCAUGCAGAGCCUGAAGAGACUCAUGUGGCUGUCCAACACCAUGGAAGGACUGCACACAGCCCAGGCCAGGACCCCCGAGCUGGAUUCUGACCCCCCCACGGACUGCAGGGCCCAGGCCACACAGGAGGUCCUGUCCCAGCUGGAGAGGGGGGCCAAAAGCAGCACCCUGGGAAGCCUGCUGCAAGUGCUGUGGUGCUCUGUCCGCAAACCCCACCUCACCGGCCUCCCCGCGAGCGAGAAAUAGCCCCGGGGGAGAAACGUCGCCGCCUCCUCGUCGAUCAGAACUGUACAGCAGAGCAUGUGCUGUAUUGGUUCUCACUCCCCUGAAAUUAAAAUGCUUUGUCUCUCAUCCCGUCCUUCUUGUAAUGGGGAUUUCGAAUAACUUAUUAAGUAUAACUUAAUUGUUGGGUUUAACAUACCCCUGAAGUAAGUGGUGGUUUGUGAACUUGGAUGGAGUUGGAUGAGACCUUACCUAUAAAUUGAUCAUCAGUCUCAAUCUGCUUCAGUAAUUUUUUUUUUUUUUUGGCUUGAUGAACAUGUGUGCCAGGUGUCUGCAUAGUUAAUGCAUAAUUACAUUUCUCUUCGAACAAAUUUCGAUGUCUCACGUUGUGCUGUCUUCUUUCUUCAUGUCAGGUGAGAGAACUGAAAUUAUAUUGAGUUCAAUUUAGUCAAAUCAAUUUGAUGAAAGUUAAGAGUAGCCUAUACUUCGAAUAAGAUAUGUAACUGUGUACUGCACCACCUUUCUGUGCAAUGUGCAGUAAAGGCUAGUGAAUAUAUUGAGAUAUGUAAUAUAUGGCUUAAUGUUAUAGCCUUUUGACAUUUUUGAGUACUUAUUACAGUUACUUUUGAGUACUUAUUAAAUCACGCUGUUUAUAUAAUUGUUUUAGAACCCCACAGCAGGCAUAAUAAUUAUUAAUGGCAUCUGUUCAGCAAUCUAAAAAUCUUUAUUUAUUGUUUUAGUUUAUUGUCACUGAAGAGUAUAAUUCUUAUGAAAUGAUUAUGAAGUACAUUUCUCUGCAGCAUUUCAUUUUGUGAGGUUAUUUUGAGGUGGGUUAUAGUCUUUUCUUGCCACUCUGCUUUCUCAUUGGCUGCUGAAAGUCUUACCUGGGAUGCAAAUAAAGUCUGGAUGCAUAUGUGGGUUGUUGUGGAAUCUGAAACCAAAUAAAAAUCCUCUUUUCAUUUUAUUAUUGUAAAA